CAGGAACCCCCGGGUUGCCGAUAUAAAAGGAACCAGAAACAGCCAGCCCUCCCUUCUACUCCUCCUCCGUCCUUCUUCUCUCCUCGUUUUUCUUUUUAUAUAUUUAUUUUCCCACCCUUGCCUGCGUAGUCGUUUAGUCGUUUAUUCGCUUGAUCGUGUUCUGUUCCUGUCUGUUUAGUACAUACACAAUGUCCAACACGACGACGAUCCCACUGACGUCGCAUUCCUCGUCCCCGUUCGUCGACCACCUCGAGGUCUACUGGGCCUCACUCUUCGAGAACCGAAACGAGGCCCUGGUGACGCUGCUGAUCCUCUUUAUCUCCCACGAGAUCAUCUACUUUGGUCGCUGUGUGCCCUACCUCAUUGCGGACCAGAUCCCGUCCUUGCAAAAAUACAAGAUCCAACAAAAGACCAUCCAGAACACCUCCCAGAACCAGUGGAAAGUCUUUCGAUAUGUCCUCAUGUCCCACUUCUUCUUUGAAUUACCCAUGAUCGCCGGUUUCCAUCCCGUCGCCGUCUACUUUGGCAUGGCCAUCUCUGCCGUACCCUUCCCGCCAUUGUCAAAGAUGAUCCCCCAGAUCUUCCUGUUCUUCGUGUUCGAAGACUUCUUCCACUACUGGGCCCACCGUGCCCUGCACUACGGACCGCUCUACAAACACAUCCACAAACUCCACCACGAAUGGUCCGCUCCCUUCGGUCUCGCUGCGGAAUACGCCCAUCCGAUCGAGGUCAUCAUCCUCGGCACCGGCACCAUCGGCGGCCCCCUGAUCUGGUGCUACUUCACCCACGACCUCCAUCUCAUCACCACUCUGAUCUGGAUGACCCUCCGACUCUUCCAGGCCGUUGAAGCCCAUUCAGGAUACGAUUUCCCUUGGUCGACCCAUAACUGGUUGCCCGGCUGGUCCGGUUCUGAACACCAUGAUUAUCACCACAUGGCCUUCACCAACAACUUCUCGACCAGCUUCCGAUGGUGGGAUCAUAUCUUUGGCACCAAUAAGAAGUAUAUCGCCUACAAGGACCGACUGAGGAGGGAACGCAAGGAACGAGAGGCAAAGAAGGCACUUUAGACCAUUCAUCAUUCAUUCAUCACCAUCAAAUAAAUGUAAGUUAUAGCAAAUAAUUCCAUACUUGAUUCCCCAAUCCUGGCUGAUCGACCGGGAUUCAUCAUAAACCAUUCAAAGCCCAGAACUGUAAAUGCCUUUGACGCAAAAGUUAUUUUUAUUAGGGGGAGGGGGGGGGGAGAGAAAGAGAAAGAGAAAGGCGGAAUGAACUAACAAGACGGCAAAAAAAAAAUAAAAAUAAA
Gamsiella multidivaricata is the source of this 1303-nucleotide messenger RNA. RefSeq lists its product as uncharacterized. The transcript is spliced from 3 exons. The record is from RefSeq and is a predicted model, not a curated record. Gene Ontology annotation, biological process: ergosterol biosynthetic process. Gene Ontology annotation, molecular function: iron ion binding; C-4 methylsterol oxidase activity. The coding region runs from base 189 to 1067 and encodes 292 amino acids. NCBI's taxonomy places the organism in Eukaryota, Fungi, Mortierellomycota, Mortierellomycetes, Mortierellales, Mortierellaceae.